AUGGAACCGCCAGGCUCCUUCUCGCAGCUCACCUUUGCUGUAUCCAUCAUAGCCUCCAUCACUGGAAGCUUUGUUGCCCUAUCGCCUCCCAAUCCAUCCACGAGCACCACUCCGCGAACUGGAGACCUGCUCCGGCGCGUUGGGAUCACGAGUAAGCAUGCAACCAAGAUCGCCCUGGCACCUGUAGGCCUUCUCGCGCUUCACGCCUCAGCACUCGCCCUCUACGCACCGGAUAUCCCACGUCGUCUCGUCGGCUAUGGCGGCGAGAACGGGCUCAACAAAGAGCUAAUCACCUGGUCGGCGUCAACGUCGGUCCCCAUCUGCCUCAUCCUCCUUGUUGGCGUUCCUCUCCGCCUCACGUCCUACUCAUAUCUGGGGACCAACUUCACGUUUGCCCUUGCGCAGCCGGAUCGCCUCACCACGACGGGCAUCUACAGAUACGUGCAGCACCCGAGCUACACCGGCCUUUUCGCCAUCAUGAUUUCCACAAUCGCGUUAUUCGUUCGGUUCGAUGGCGCCGUGUGCUGCUGGAUCCCGCCGUCCCUGUAUCCAACCGCGAGAAGGCUCUGGUUCAUCUCUGUGCCCGUGGUGCUCGCUGCUGGUCUGCUCGGCAUCAGGACGCGUGUUAGGCAGGAGGAGGACAUGCUCAAGGAUACAUUUGGGAGGAAGUGGGAAGAGUGGCAUGCGAGGACUCCGAGAUUCCUACCAUGGUUAUUUUAA
Molecule: messenger RNA, 720 nt
Organism: Clonostachys solani
Lineage: Eukaryota; Fungi; Ascomycota; Sordariomycetes; Hypocreales; Bionectriaceae
Source: the annotation of a GenBank genome assembly